CGACAAAUCAAGCUGGCGUCUGUUGUUUGUUUCCGUGCAUGUUUCCGUGCGUUUUUGCGGGCCUCUUCGCAUCUUUCCGUACGAUCGCACGCUGCCUUAACCGGCCUGAAUUAGACAAAAUUGAGCGCUCUCACGGAGUGCCUUCGCACCAUCGCUAGCAAGCGGCCAUGUUGCGGCUUUACUCGAGCAAAGCGAGCCCGGUGUGACUUCCCAGCUUUGCCUAGUUGGUAGUUGAUUCCCCCACCUCCUCUACGGUCGUAGCCGCACGGGGGGUAGCUGCCGCACGUUGAUCAUCGAUACAGCCGAAAGAGAAAGAAGAAAAAUGGCCGAUUUCCUGCUCGAGCGCGAGCUUCCCAACCUCAAGGUUGCCGUGGACAGCAACACCUUACUGGAAACUGACAAUGAUGACUGCAUGGACUUAGACGAGAACACGAAGACGGAGAGAGGAGCCGACAUCACCGAGCCGCCGCCACCGCAGGUCAUCGUGCCCGCACGAAUCGCCGACCGCGCUCGCAAAAGUUCAGACGAAAUGGCAGCCGACGACGUGGAUGACCCUGAAGCAUACAUGGUCCAGUAUGCAGAGCUGUACCGGAGCCUUGGCGUUGACCCUAGGCGCCCAGGAGGAACACGACUGAAUGCUGUGCAUGUCAGGGGCGUGACCGACAUGGCCACUGAAGACGUGAUGGAGUAUUUCAAAGACUACGGCCCUACAUCUGUCGACUGGAUAAAUGACUAUGCUUGCAAUGUGGUGUGGCUUCAGAACCAGGACGCAGCCCGUGCUCUGCAAGAGCUGAGCCGGCCACUUCUGGUCAAGCCCAAGAACCGGGAAGACCACGAUUCGCCCACUCUGGAAGCCAAGGCCCCGCCAAGCUGCGUGUCCCCGCUGAAUCGACCUGAGCAGACUACGACAACGGCUGGAAACAUCAUUCGCCAGGAGUCAGGUGACACAGGCGGAGCGGGUGACGGAUGCGAGGAAGUUGUGGUCAUGUCGGACGACGAAUUCGGAGAUGACGCGGGCCCGUCCGAACCACCUGCUGCCAAGGACACUGCAGCAGACCGCGAGGAACUGGACGUCUCUGAAGUUGGGGUUCCAGUGCCACCCGGAGAAUGGCGCCGAGCUAUCAGGCCGCACCCCAAGGCCAAGAUCUUACUCCUGCGCUUUUCGAACAAGUAUGACAAGAAGAUGCCUGGAGCAGAGAAGCACAGUGAGUACUACAAAAAGUAUGGGAACCCUAAUUACGGAGGAAUGACUGGCCUCAUCAGCAACUCCAGGAAGCGCAGAAUGCGGGAGGCAAAAAGUGCUUCGUUUGCUUUGGGCAGUGCCAGAUCAAUGGACACUGGAGAUGACAGUGACAGAGAUCGUUCGCUGUUGGGUGCCAGGCAGCGUGCAGUGAAACGGAUGCGCAUGAGGAUGUAUGCGGACGAAGAGGAAGAGAAGCAACGACGUGGGAAAAGACCUGGGGCCCUUGGCACACCGACACCCCCCACGCCAUGGUCUACGCCUGGCAACUCGCCAACGUCGGACGAGGAGACCUUUAGCCGCUCCCUCAGCAUCAGCGUCAGUGGCAGCAGCGUCUGGGACCGCCUGUCCGGUGGGCGGGCCAACCUCUUUCGAAGGCAGGAACACGAAGACGUCGACGAGUAUGGAGACGACGAACAAGACAGAUUCCCAGCUCCCAGAUGGUCGCGCUACGUUGAUCUGGAUGACCCGAGCUUGCGGGACGACUACGACCCAGCCGACGACAGCUUCGGUGGCAGUGGCUACGGCGACGAUUUUGGAUUCGAGGACAGGUCGGGAUCGAGAAGGGGGGUAGGCCUCAGCCGGAGAGACGACAACGAAGGCGACGAUGAGGAUGCUCGCCGACUUCUGUCGACUGUUCGAAUGGCCGGCACGGAUCUGCGGUCCAAGCUUGAGAAGCUGAGGCAGAACCGGUCGGCGCCGGAACGUAUGAAUGCGCUGCGAAUUUCUGUGUCGAACGAGGCGCCUUGAUUUGUAGCGUACGUGGCCAUGCUGUGGGUUUCUUCGGGGGUUUAGACACUGUGGGUGGGCUGUUUGUGUCUUGAAUGGGGGGUGUAAUGACGACUUGCUUCCCAGAAGCAGCGUACAGAAUGUCACGAUUGCUGCUCCCUGAGCAACAAUAAAAUGGAAGCAGCAUGUUGCCGAGAGGUUUCCAUCCUUGCGUAACGACAUUUUUCGAUGCCAGUGAGCAGACGUGAAGCGCAGCAGAACGUCAGUAACAUAGAAGGACGACAAGUGCUUCGUUUCACUCACUACACUCGCAGUCUGGAGGGCUGCGCAUGUUGCACUGAUUCUGCUGUUUCAUGGGCAUCUCCAACUGUGAAACCUCUUUUUUAAAUUUAGCACUCGCUCUUAGGCACAUAUAAGGCCGCUAGUCAGAAGGUUAAAUACUGUCGUGGCAGAUUGACACGAAGUGUUUUGUGAGCAACUGCCAAGCUAGAGGCUGUGGAUGAAGAUAGCAUGUGCUCCCAGUGCAUGCGAUAUCUCAGCAACCACUGUAUUUUUCCUUAUUUGCAGUUGGCUUUGUUGUUUCUUAAAACUAUAUGAGUUAGCCCCUAUAUGUAAAAAGAAGGAAGACAUUGAGCUUAUGGCUUACACAUAAAAGAAUGGUACGCAUCAUUGAAGGCUGGUUUGAAAUCGUGGAGACAAGAUUUGCCAUCUUUAAAAGUGGGUACCGUCGAAAAGAAUUCAGUCGUAUAAGAUAUCAUGAAGGUUGCCCAAGUGACAUGUUGCAGCGAUGUUCCAAUGUAUUUGCACCCGCAUUGUCAUAUUUGCUUUGCUUGUCAGUCGAAUAUCCAACUUUUUUUUUUCUGUUUACCUCAAGCAAUUGUGAAUGACCGCCAAAAACUUUUUAGAUUUGUUUCAGAGCAGCAGUAUUUUUAAAUGACUAAAAAGCACAUCUCUUCACAGCAUGUUUUUGUUCUGCCACAACACUAUCGAAGAGCCUCGCCGAUGAGGUUAUUGCACAAAAUUUUAUUUCCGAUCUUUUUUCUUUUUAAUGACGGUUAUUGCGUUAUAUUUCCAAUGUGGCUUUAACUAGGCUUGCAGCGCGUGUCAUCUGCUCGUAUAAAUACCCCCUCAUAAGGCAUCAUACUGUACAAGUGUCGCGUUGCAAUGCAUGCUGUCCAAAGCAAGCAAUACGUUUUGCGUGCCUGGGCGCAUCCCCUCCCUCGAAGUUUGUUUUUGUCACUGUUAAACAUUUCAUGUUUACUAUGAAAAUAAAGAAGCUCAUUAUGGUGACAGUUUA
Molecule: messenger RNA, 3266 nt
Organism: Rhipicephalus sanguineus (brown dog tick)
Lineage: Eukaryota; Metazoa; Arthropoda; Arachnida; Ixodida; Ixodidae
Product: nuclear cap-binding protein subunit 3
Exons: 9
Coding region: 323-1990 (555 amino acids)
Cellular component (GO): cytosol; nucleus
Molecular function (GO): RNA 7-methylguanosine cap binding; mRNA binding
Source: RefSeq, a predicted model, not a curated record